CCUGCAUUUGACGCCCAGAAUUACCACCUAAGAAUAAUGGGAGACGCUGCCAACCUGCAGGUGCCAUUCGCCUAUCCUCCCCAACAACCAGGGCCGCCUUCAACUCGCAAUUGGUACCAGGAACUCCUUGACCAGCCCGAAUGCGCCAACGAUCCCGCCAAGAUACAAGAAGCCUACGAAUACUUCCGGACAGCAAGCCUGGAGCGAUCGAUUGGUUUGUUUCUUCCGACCAGGCAAACUGACGCCGAAGGCGACAUUAGUCGUGAGCUACCAGCGCCCCAGCGCAUCACCCCGGAUGAGGCGCUCGUCCGCUACCUCGAGCUGCAGCAUGGCGGCGCAGAAGGAGCGCACGAGAUCGAAGAGCUCAGCAAGGAGGAUGUGAAUUGCUUGGUCAUCUGGACGCGCCCUGAUCCUCCGACUAUGGACCUGCUUGUGGACAUCCAGCGCCGUCUUUCGGAUUUCGUAGGGCUGGACCUCCACCUCACCCCGAAGUCCUCCCUCCACCUAUCCAUCAUCGAACUCUCCCACCGCCAUCCAGUCUCCCAUCUCCGCUCGGUUUAUACCUACAUGGGUGACUCCCGGCUCUCCCAGCUCCUCGACAUUCCUAGGAACGAAUACAAUCAACAUCAACACAUCGCCCGCCUCGUCAAUCCGAAGCUCCUCUUCGACAAACUAGGCGUGGCGAUCAGUUUUGUCCCAGCGGCUGACGAUGCGUAUACCUAUCACCACCUCCGGAAUCAGCUACAUACCAUGGCGCUGAGCACCGGUGUGAGUAUCGAUACGUGCUAUACGGCUCCGAUCGCGCAUGUCACUCUGGGUCGGUUUGUGGGGACGGGGUUCUUGAACGGAGGUUGGGGUCGUUCUGGGGAUGAGGGGAGAAGGGAAGAUGUGGAGAAGGAGGUUAUGGAGCGGUUGGUGGGUUUGAUCGAGGAGAUUAAUAAGGAGUUGGAAAGCGUGUCCUGGGGUGAGUUUGUGUGGGAGGUUGGCAGGCGGGCGGCGUUGGAGGUUCAAUUGGGUUAUAUCAAGUUUGGGCGCAGGGUGGAGGAGGCGGAGAUUGUGGGGGAGCCGAUUGGGAUGUGAGGUUUGAUUGUGGUGGCUGAGAUAGAGAAAUAGAGUUGCAAAAGGAC
Aspergillus homomorphus CBS 101889 is the source of this 1127-nucleotide messenger RNA. RefSeq lists its product as uncharacterized. The record is from RefSeq and is a predicted model, not a curated record. NCBI's taxonomy places the organism in Eukaryota, Fungi, Ascomycota, Eurotiomycetes, Eurotiales, Aspergillaceae. The coding region runs from base 37 to 1080 and encodes 347 amino acids. The transcript is spliced from 3 exons.